Glarea lozoyensis ATCC 20868 is the source of this 3630-nucleotide messenger RNA. RefSeq names its product Cytochrome P450. The transcript is spliced from 12 exons. Gene Ontology annotation, molecular function: oxidoreductase activity, acting on paired donors, with incorporation or reduction of molecular oxygen; heme binding; monooxygenase activity. NCBI's taxonomy places the organism in Eukaryota, Fungi, Ascomycota, Leotiomycetes, Helotiales, Helotiaceae. The coding region runs from base 1 to 3630 and encodes 1209 amino acids. The record is from RefSeq and is a predicted model, not a curated record.
AUGUUCUUCGCGUUCUCUGAAUAUACAUUGCCUUUCUUAAUCGGGCUUUGUGCGCUCGAGAUAAGCUGGAUCAUAUACUGUCGUUAUUUCCAUCCUUUACGUUCCGUGCCAGGGCCGUUCUUGGCUUCAAUUAGUCGGUCAUGGAUUGUGUUCAACACCGCGAGUGGCAGGAUGGAACACACCCAACGCAGAUUACACAAGAAAUAUGGUCAGCUCGUACGAAUUGCACCGAACGAGAUCGCUUGCUCAGACCCAGCGGCAAUCAAGACAAUAUACAGCACUAAGAGUGUUUUCAACAAGUCGGACUUUUAUGAUGCCUGGGCACCACCAAAUAAUGGCUAUGUGGGACAUUUUCCCUCUCGUAACGAGAAGGAGCAUUCAGAGCGGAGACGGAUUGUGAAUAACGUUUAUUCAAUGUCCAGUGUUCUUGAGUCAGAAAAAGCUAUCGAUUGGUGUACACAGCUUUUCUGUGAUACUUUCAACGUUCUUGCCCGUCAGAAUAAAGCGAUCGAUUUGGGGUUAUGGAUCAACAUGUAUACAUUUGAUGUUCUGGGCGAACUCUUUUACGGCAAAAUGUUUGGGUUCAUGAGUGAACGUACCGAUAUCGGUGGAUACAUGAAAGCUAUCGACUCUCUCCUUCCUGCUUUUACUAUCGGCGGAACCGUCCCUUCAUAUCUUACAAAGAUGUACCUUCUAUCUACAAUUCUGAUCUCGCCAUCUAUUCGUGGAGCCCUAGGAGCUGUGAAGAAAAUUGAGGAUGCCUCGAAGGCAGCUGUUGAAAAACGCAAAGUCGAACUUGCUACGGCUGCGGAUGACAAGCAUGAUAUGAUCCGAAAAAUGCUCGACAUCAACACCGAAAAGGGUGAAAAGAUUGAUUUUACCCAUGAACACAUAUACGUGGAAUCUCACAGCUCAAUUUUCGCAGGCGCGGAUACAACAGCUAUAGCAAUCAACAGUGUCCUGUAUCACUUGAUGAAGAACCCUAAAGCUUACAAAAAACUGACGGCGGAGAUUGAUGAAGCGGUCACCAAUAGCACUCUUCAUAUCCCAGUUUCCUAUGCGGCAGCUAUCAAACUGCCCUAUCUCAAAGCCUGCGUCAAUGAGGGCAUGCGUAUGCAUCCUAGUGUGGGCUUGACGAUGCCGCGAGUUGUACCUGCUGGCGGUACUAUUAUAUGCGAUACUGACAUUCCAGCUGGGUAUCGAGUGGGUAUCAAUCCUGCUGUUGUACACUACGACAAAGAGGUAUUCGGGUCCGAUGCCGAUGAGUUUAACCCUGAUCGUUGGAUUAUUGGAGAUGCUGUCAAGAUGGAAAAAACAAUCCUUCAGUUUGGAGCUGGUAGUAGGACGUGUAUCGGGAAGAAUAUAUCUCUCAGCGAAAUAUACAAGUUAAUCCCGCAAAUUCUAAGGUUGUUUACUAUUCGGUUAGAGGACCCAAGUAAGGACUGGGAAACGCAUAACUAUUCAGCACCAUCUCUUCCUCCUCCUCUACAGAAGGUAUCGGAUUGGGGAUACCAUGCCCCUUUGUAUGAAGAUCCAAAUGAUACCCCCACUUCAGGUGCUCCUCCUGCGAACACCGAGGGUUUGUUCGAACUUGAAGCAUACCCAAAAGGUCUAUUCGAAUUACAAACUUCUUCACCCGGAAAGAAAGAAUCUUCGUCAGAUAUCAAGGGGGUACCGGAUAUCUAUCCGGUAACAAAGACAUUCAAUCCAGAUCCUUUCGUGGUCCCAUUCUCUCUAUUCUCUCACGGCCCUAAUAUAUACCCGACAGGGCUUGACACUCCGCCCUUAGAAACUUGGGAUGUUCAAAUCCCGCCAGAUACGUGCCCCCCGAGGCUCUGCGAUAUCUGUAGACUGGUUAACACACGCCAAGAUAAAUUAGACAUUGAACAUCACAAUCUUGAGGGGUUGAAAAUUGCGAUUGCCGAAGGGUGCAGGCUGUGUCGCUUUAUUUUCGAACAUGCUUUGAAACAUAACCAUGUGUCUACCGUCAAGCAGUGGUAUAGUAAUCAUUUGCCGACGCUGGCGAUCAGGACCGAGCGAAGUUCUUCAACUUUUCUGCUAUGGCCUUAUCUGAGUGUGAGUUUUGAGUUGUGUCGGUCUGCAGAUUACGAAUCGGAAGAAGAAGAUCCUAUUAGGUUCCAAGAUAUAUCCGCGGAUCCUAGUGGAGACAGCUCUAUUAAUCUCAUCAAAGGGUGGAUCAAUGAGUGCGAAUCCUCACAUCCUCGGUGUCGUAAUGUGUCGGGACGUUUACCAACAAGACUAAUUAAUGUCACAUCUCCGGAGCCUUUCAUUGUCUCUCUCUCGCCCGCUUCAACCGACGCUAUAGAGUAUGCUGCCUUGAGUCACUGCUGGGGUCAAAAACCGACAAUUACCACCAAGAAAUCGAAUUUCGAAAGCCAUUGCGACAUGAUCCCUAUGUCUACGCUGCCCAAAUCCUUUUCUGAUGCAGUCAUGGUUACACGAAAAUUGGGCAUUCCAUUUCUGUGGAUUGAUUCUCUCUGCAUCAUACAGGACUCGGAAGAAGAUUGGCAAAGGGAAUCGGCGAUGAUGGGGGACAUUUACCGGAAUUCUCAUCUUACUCUGUCGGCACUAGAUGCGUCGGACAGUCAUUGUGGCUUUAUUUGUUCUAGAAGCAGAGACAGCCUGGUCCAUCUUUCCGGCAACGAUUCGAGUCAGGAGUUGUAUGUAAGGCCCGCUUCGAAACCUUGGGAUACUCUGUUCUCCGAUGCUCCACUGAACAAGCGAGCUUGGGCAUUACAAGAACGUCUGCUAUCCACACGAGUCGUUCAUUUUAGCAAGACCGAACUCCUCUGGGAGUGCUACUUCAAACGUGUUCUCCCAUCAAUCCACUACGAUCUCGAAUCUUUCAAAGGAAGCCACACAGCCUGGUAUCGCGUGGUUCAAAGCUAUUCCGGGCGUUCGCUGACCAGACAAUCCGACAAACUCCCCGCCAUAGCAGGUAUUGCCGCAUCCAUCGCCAGUGUCACGGGCUUUGACUACCGGCAUGGACUGUGGGCAGAAGACUUCAAAGCCGGUCUCCUAUGGCGAAUCGAUCCUUCUUCACUAAGCUCCAAUCUGGAUCUAAACACCGAGCCCACCCUCGACCUACACACCCCCACCGUCCCCUCUUGGUCCUGGACAUCCAUCAACAGCAAAGUCCUUUACGACGUUGGGCUCAGUACGCACGCCCCACACAUCGACGCUCGCCCCUCCCCAUACGACGCACAUUUUCUCGAAGCGCAAACGCGUCCUGACCCCGCGUUCUUCAACGCCCGUUUCAUCCAUAGUACCUCCCGCGUCCUAACGCUAUACGCGCUCACGCGUCCCGUACUGCUCCGCGCGGAAACGCCAUAUACAGCACAGGUCUUCGACGCCGAGAACUACAGUGCAACGAGCUCUUCGUUCGCGUCAGCAAGUCUGGAACGCGGCGUUAGCGGCGGCGAGGACUUGCUUGCGGUGUGGAUAACGAAUAUGAGGACGUCGGGGAGUGUGAGUGAACAGCUGUUUUUUCUGUUGGUGGUAAGGGGGAUGGAGGGGUUCAGGAGGAUUGGGAUGGGGGUUAGUGGGUCGGGGUUUGGGCCUUUUCGGGGCAUGGGAGAGGAAGCGAGGAGGAGGGUCGAUUUGGUGUAG